Molecule: messenger RNA, 1726 nt
Organism: Cryptomeria japonica (Japanese cedar)
Lineage: Eukaryota; Viridiplantae; Streptophyta; Pinopsida; Cupressales; Cupressaceae
Product: polygalacturonase At1g48100
Exons: 8
Coding region: 280-1599 (439 amino acids)
Biological process (GO): carbohydrate metabolic process
Molecular function (GO): polygalacturonase activity
Source: RefSeq, a predicted model, not a curated record
CAAUCCGUGAGUAGUGCAUGGGGUCAGCGAAUUUAGCGAGAUCUUGAAAAACCGAAAAAAAAAAUGCAAUUGGCAUCACAUGGUUACUGAAAGAGUUGUGAGUCUUGCAUUUGUCUGGUGGAGAGUGGCUUAUAAAUCGUUAAAGUCUUCGGCUGUCCAAUCCUGCCCGCUCACUGUUCACUCGUGAGUAUCGUCUCUCUCAAGUUUCUACAAAGCAAGCUUUCCCAACACUUUGUUCUAUCAUCGUCCAUAGCGUGGAGCUUCACAUCCCAAAGUACAAUGUCUCUUACCAGAAAAGCUUAUGUUAGUCUUUUUCUUGUAUUAGCUGUGCUUGGCAUGAAAGAUAAUUGCUCAGGGGCAAGGGUUUUCAGAAGAUCAAUGAUUGAAUCAAACACUGCCAAUUUGUUUGGUGGGCAUUCGAACGUGGUGGAUGUAACUAAAUUGGGUGCAAAGGGCGAUGGAGUCACUGAUGAAACCAAGGCAUUUCAGAGGGCAUGGCAAGUAGUUUGUGGCAAGGAUUCUGGUACACUACACAUUCCUGCUGGCCACCGAUUUCUAGUUGGGCCUCUGACCUUCUCUGGACCCUGCAAACAGAACAUCCACUUUCAGGUUGAUGGAAGUGUGAUCGCAUCGGUGAAUCCAGAGGCCUGGGCAUCUAAACCGUUGCAAUGGAUAAGUUUUUCAGAACUAGAUGGUAUUAUUGUAGCCGGCAAAGGCCUUUUUGACGGACAAGGGGCAUCCUGGUGGAAACUUUCAGACUUAGACGUUGAGGUUAGCAGCCAAAGAGGUGGAAGCAAAUUACCAACCAUCAGGCCCACGGCAUUGCGGUUCUAUGGAAGCUAUGGCGUGAGCGUCCAGGGGAUCACAAUACAAAACAGUCCACAAUCUCACCUCAAGAUCGACAGUUGCACUUCUGUUACAGUAGCUAAUGUCACAAUCUCCUCUCCUGCAAACAUCCCAAAUACAGAUGGAAUUUAUCUCGAGAAUUCUGACGAGGUUGAAAUACACCAUUCUUCUAUGGCAUGCGGAGACGACUGUGUGUCCAUUCAAACAGGCUGCACAGGCAUCCGUGUGCACAAUAUUAACUGCGGCCCUGGUCAUGGUGUCAGUAUUGGAGGACUUGGUAAAGACGGAGCGAAGGCCUGUGUUUCCAAUGUGAGUGUGUAUGACAGCAACAUCCAUGAUGCUUCCAAUGGCGUUCGGAUCAAAACAUGGCAGGGGGGAAUAGGAGAGGUGAAAAUGGUGUCCUUUUCCAACAUACAGGUUUCCAACGUAAGAGUGCCCAUUGGUAUUGAUCAAUUUUACUGUGAGGAAAAGGCCUGCAGAAAUCUAACAUCUGGGGUAUUCAUAUCGGACAUCACUUAUGAAAAAAUCACAGGCACUUAUGUGGAAACACCAGUUUAUAUGGCUUGCAGCGACAGUGUGCCAUGCACCAAUCUAAAGCUCAUCAACAUUCAACUUCAGCCUGCGGCUGCAAAUAGAAAGAAUCCCUUCUGCUUGAAUAGCUAUGGAGAACAAUUAUCAAGCAUGAAGUGCCUAUGGCCUGGAAGACCUCGCAAUGAUCCUUCCCACACUUUAUCACCCGAAGAUGAAUGCUAAUACUACAUAAAUUCUUGAACAUUCGCUUGUAUAUUAUGUAAUCUACUACUUGUAAAUCAAAAGUAUCAGUCUUAAUAUUAUACAACAUGAUUUGAUUGAAUUGAAAGAAUUGUCCUCUCUAUGUCAA